AUGGCGUACGGCGUGGAGUACUGGCUCCAUGAGCAGUGGCUUGUUCUGUGGCUCGCGCUGGCCUCCCUGACCUUCGCAUUGCUGCACCUGCGGCGUGCGCGGCGUCGGCCGCCGCUGCCGCCGGGUCCCCGGCCACUGCCGAUCAUCGGCAACAUGCUCAUGAUGGACCGGCUGAACCACCGUGGGCUGGCGGCGCUGGCGGCCAGGUACGGCGGGUUGCUGCACCUCCGCCUCGGCCGCGUCCACAUGGUGGUGGUGUCCAGCCCGGAGUACGCGCGCGAGGUGCUCCAGGUCCAGGACGGCGACUUCUCCAACCGUCCGGCGAGCAUCGCCAUCGCCUACCUCACCUACGACCGCGCCGACAUGGCCUUCUCCCACUACGGCCACUUCUGGCGCCAGGUGCGCAAGCUCAGCGCCGUGAGGCUCUUCAGCCGCCGCCGCGCCCAGUCGUGGCUCGCCGUCCGCGACGAGUCCGCGAAGCUGGUCCGCGCCAUUGCCAGGAGCGCCGGCGAGGGCGCCGUCGAUCUCGGCGAGCUCAUCUUCGCGUUCACCAAGGACGUCAUCUUCCGCGCCGCCUUCGGGACACGCGGCGGCGGCAGCAACGACGAGCUUGAGGUCAUCCUGCAGGAGUUCUCCAAGCUCUUCGGGGCGUUCAACAUCGGCGACUUCAUCCCGUGGCUCGCGUGGCUCGACCCGCACGGCAUCAACAAGCGGCUCCGCGCGGCGCGCGCUGCUCUCGACGGCGUCAUCGACAGGAUCAUCGACGAGCACGUGAGCAACUCCGCCGGCGACGAGGACUCCGACAUGGUGGACGACAUGCUCGCCUUCCUCGACGAGCCGGCCGGGCGAGAGCAGAGCGGCGGCGAGCUGCAGGGCACGCUCCGGCUGACGCGCGACAACAUCAAGGCCAUCAUAAUGGACUUCGUUUUCGGAGGGACGGAGACGGUGGCGUCGGCGAUCGAGUGGGCGAUGGCGGAGCUGCUGCACAGCCCCGGCGAUCUCCGGCUGCUGCAGGACGAGCUGGCGGACGUGGUGGGGCUCGGCCGCGGCGUGGAGGAGACGGACCUGGACAAGCUGCCCUUCCUCAAGUGCGUCGCCAUGGAGACGCUGCGUCUCCACCCGCCGAUCCCGCUGCUCCUCCACGAGGCGGCGGCGGACUGCGUCGUCGGCGGCUACUCCGUCCCAAGGGGCUCCCGCGUGAUGGUCAACGUCUGGAGCGUCGGGCGCGACCCCGGCGCGUGGAAGGACGCCGACGCGUUCCGGCCGGCGAGGUUCAUGCCGGGCGGCGACGCGGCGGGGCUGGACCUGAAGGGCGGAUGCUUCGAGCUCCUGCCGUUCGGGUCGGGGCGGAGGGCGUGCCCCGCCAUAGUGCUCGGGAUGUACGAGCUGGAGCUCGUCGUCGCGCGCCUCGUCCACGCGUUCGAGUGGGCGCUGCCCGACGGCGUGCAGCCGGAGGAGCUCGACAUGGUGGACGGCUUCGGCCUCACCGCGCCGCGCGCCGCCCGCCUCCGCGCCGUGCCGACGUCCCGGCUCACCUGCCCGAUGUGACGUCACGUUCAGAUUUGGCGCGAGAGAUGUACUGUGCAACGUGGCUUGAAUGCUCGAUCAGUGUGAGCGUGUGAGAGAGUAUCUGGCGUGGACAUCGUAUGCGUUAUUCGCGCAUACGAAUAUGAAAUAUCCAAAUAAAACUUGAUGAAGUUGGAUUUGAUA
Oryza brachyantha (malo sina) is the source of this 1710-nucleotide messenger RNA. RefSeq names its product cytochrome P450 84A1-like. Gene Ontology annotation, biological process: lignin biosynthetic process. The transcript is spliced from 2 exons. The record is from RefSeq and is a predicted model, not a curated record. The coding region runs from base 1 to 1548 and encodes 515 amino acids. Lineage: Eukaryota; Viridiplantae; Streptophyta; Magnoliopsida; Poales; Poaceae. Gene Ontology annotation, molecular function: heme binding; oxidoreductase activity, acting on paired donors, with incorporation or reduction of molecular oxygen; iron ion binding.